Molecule: messenger RNA, 1676 nt
Organism: Photinus pyralis (common eastern firefly)
Lineage: Eukaryota; Metazoa; Arthropoda; Insecta; Coleoptera; Lampyridae
Product: sialin
Exons: 4
Coding region: 96-1601 (501 amino acids)
Biological process (GO): monoatomic anion transport; transmembrane transport
Cellular component (GO): plasma membrane
Molecular function (GO): transmembrane transporter activity
Source: RefSeq, a predicted model, not a curated record
AUGAAUCUUAGAGUAACCGCCAGUCCGACUUGAUUUUUGCUUUAAGUUACUUCGACGGACGUUCAUUGCGAGUGUCAGGAUUAGCAUAAGGCGAAAUGGCAUCAGCAGCGCUCGAGGGUGGUAAACCAACAAUCAGGCGAAGCCUUACAAAUCUACUAACAUGCCGGCAAGUACUGCACAUAAUGGUAAUGACAGGAUUUAUGUUUAACUACAUGCUGCGGGUUAACAUAACAAUAGCCUUGGUGGAUAUGGUCGAGAAGAGCAAUACUACGAUCAACGGUACUACCGCAAACGCGACAAAUUUCACUGAAACUCGUAGUGGCGGUACGAAAUUUGAUUGGGAUAAACACGCAACUGGUCAAAUAAUCGGCAGUUUCUUUUGGGGCUACAUCCUAACUGAGCUGCCGGGUGGACGCUUAUCCGAAGUGAUCGGGGCACGUAAGGUGCUCGGCUUUGGAAUGGGACUGGCGAGCGUUAUAACUCUUUUCACGCCACUGCUGUGCAAUGGCGGGUAUGUUGUAGUAUCGGUAUUUCGUGCACUGGUAGGAUUUUGUUUAGGCGCCUCGUUUCCCGCUUUGCCGCCUUUAGGUGCGAAGUGGAUUCCGCCGUUAGAAAGGUCGAAAUUUAUGGCGCACCUAAUGGCGUCCGCGCUAGGGGCGGCGAUUACUAUGCCGAUAUGCGGAUUUUUGAUCAAUUCGUUAGGUUGGGAAAGCGUCUUUUACGUGACGGGAAGCGUCGGACUGGCGUGGACUUUCGUGUGGUUUGCGCUGGUCUACGAUUCACCCGCCCAGCAUCCCAGGAUAAGUGACGAGGAGAGGCACGAGAUUGAAACCAAAAUCAAAGAGGCACAAGGCUCGGGAAUGAAACCGAAGCACAUACCCUGGAGAAGCUUUUUUACCUCCAUGCCCGUUUGGGCAAUCGCCUUAACGCAUGGCUGCUCGGUUUACUGCUAUUUCACGCUCGUCAAUCAACUUCCGUUGUUCAUGAAGGAAGUUUACAACGUGAGCAUUCAGAAGAACGGUUUUUUCUCCAGUUUGCCCUAUUGCGGAAAAUAUGCCAUGGCGGUCUUAUCGAGUUGGACAGCGGAUCGUCUGAGAAAAACCGGAAAAUACUCCACCACCUCCAUACGUAAAUCAUUCACCCUAUUUGCGCUACUGGCACCAGCACUCUUCAUGGCGAUAGAAGCAAUCUGGCACGUAAACGAGAACUUUAGCAUUGCCAUAUUCACACUGACGCUCUUUUGCAACGGAGGGGUCGUCGGGGGUUACUUUUCGAGCCCGUUAGACAUCGCCCCCAAUUUUUCGGGUACCAUCAUGGGAUUGGCCAACACCCUUUCGUCGCUAGGUGGCUGGAUUUCGGCAACCGUCGUGGCCGAAAUCACAGAAAAAAAUGGCACGAUCGAGCAAUGGACGUACAUCUUUUGGAUGCUGGUGGUGAUUUACAUCUGCGCCGCGAUCAUUUUCACGAUAUUCGGCUCUGGGGAGUUACAACCAUGGAAUUCGGUACAACGACAACCGAGCAUUACCGACGCGAAGAUCACCGAAAUGCAGCCUCUCCAAAAUGCAGUUAUAAUAAACGCUAAAGCGGAUGAAAAAAUGUGAUAUAUUUAGCGCAAUGAAUUAAUUAGUUAAAUGUAACUCCCUAAUAACGUAAAGCAAUAAAUUUUUUACUCAGGA